Molecule: messenger RNA, 1656 nt
Organism: Haliotis rufescens (red abalone)
Lineage: Eukaryota; Metazoa; Mollusca; Gastropoda; Lepetellida; Haliotidae
Product: proline-rich extensin-like protein EPR1
Exons: 1
Coding region: 1-1656 (551 amino acids)
Source: RefSeq, a predicted model, not a curated record
AUGUACCUCCACUCCCAGACUGUGUACCUCCACUCUCCGACUAUGUACCUCCACUACCCGACUAUGUACCUCCUCUACCCGACUAUGUACCUCCACUCUCCGACUAUGUACCUCCACUCUGACUUUGUACCUCCACUCUCCGACUAUGUACCUCCACUACCCGACUACGUACCUCCACUGCCCUACUAUGUACCUCCACUCUCCGACUAUGUACCUCCACUCUCCGACUAUGUACCUCCACUGCCCUACUAUGUACCUCCACUCUCCGACUAUGUACCUCCACUCUCCGACUAUGUACCUCCACUGCCCUACUAUGUACCUCCACUCUCCGACUACGUACCUCCACUCUCCGACUUUGUCCCUCCACUCUCCGACUAUGUACCUCCACUCUCCGACUAUGUACCUCCACUGCCCUACUAUGUACCUCCACUCUCCGACUAUGUACCUCACUCUCCGACUACGUACCUCCACUACCCGACUAUUUACCUCCACUCCCAGACUAUGUAUUUCCACUGCCCUCUACUACCAAACUAUGGACCUCCACUACCCUACCAUGUACCUCCACUCUCCGACUUUGUACCUCCACUACCCUACUAUGUACCUCCACUACCCUACUAUGCACCUCCACUCUCCGACUUUGUACCUCCACUCUCCGACUAUGUACCUCCACUGCCCUACUAUGUACCUCCACUACCCGACUAUGUACCUCCACUACCCGACUAUGUACCUCCACUACCCUACUAUGCACCUCCACUACCCUACUAUGCACCUCCACUCUCCGACUAUGUACCUCCACUCUCCGACUAUGUACCUCCACUGCCCUACUGUGUACCUCCACUACCCUACUAUGCACCUCCACUCCCAGACUAUGUACCUCCACUCUCCGACUAUGUACCUCCACUGCCCUACUAUGUACCUCCACUACCCUACUAUGUACCUCCACUCUCCGACUAUGUACCUCCACUACCCUACUAUGUACCUCCACUACCCUACUAUGCACCUCCACUACCCUACUAUGCACCUCCACUCUCCGACUAUGUACCUCCACUCUCCGACUAUGUACCUCCACUGCCCUACUAUGUACCUCCACUACCCUACUAUGCACCUCCACUCCCAGACUAUGUACCUCCACUCUCCGACUAUGUACCUCCACUCUCCGACUAUGUACCUCCACUACCCGACUAUGUACCUCACUCUCCGACUAUUUACCUCCACUACCCGACUAUGUACCUCCACUCUCCGACUAUGUACCUCACUCUCCGACUACGUACCUCCACUACCCGACUAAGUACCUCCACUCUCCGACUAUGUACCUCACUCUCCGACUACGUACCUCCACUACCCGACUAUGUACCUCCACUCUCCGACUUUGUACCUCCACUUUCCGACUAUGUUCCUCCACUGCCCUUUUAUGUACCUCCACUACCCUACUAUAUACCCCCACUCUCCGACUUUGUACCUCCACUGCCCUACUAUGCACCUCCACUACCCGACUAUAUACCCCCACUCUCCGACUUUGUACCUCCACUCCCAGACUAUGUACCUCCACUGCCCUCUACUACCCAACUAUGUACCUCCACUACCCUGCUAUGUACUUCCACUACCCUGCUAUGUACUUCCACUACCAGACUAUGUACCUCAACUGCCCGAAUAUGA